AUGACGGACUUGAGAAUCACGAACCUUCGUCAAGGUAACGAUGAUCGAGGGGGGAGCCUGGGUCAUAUGAGGAACAUUGACAGCCGAGGUCAAAGAUCCUUUGAAGAAUUUGGCGAAAGAUUUUUGUUGAACUUUGCUACUAGCAAAAAACAGCCGAAAUCAGAGUUCGCACUGGGGAAAAUAAGACAACAACCCGACGAAACUCUACAGAAAUACUUGGAUCGUUUUAAAGUGGCAGCCUUGCAGGUUCCAAGGUUAUCUGGAAACGUACAACUACACCUGGUGAUAGCAGGGUUGCAUGGGUCCUCCAGGCUGGCUAAAUCGGUCUACAAAGAUCCGGUUCGAACAUUGGUGGAGUUCACAGCUCGGUCGAAGAAGUACCUUGAGCUAGAACAGAUAGAAUUAGAGAACAUAGAUCAGAGGCAGAACCCAAAUACGUUUGAAAAACUUGGGAAUCGAAGACAAAAAGAUUUCUGGGGUAAAAAGCAAGAAGAGAGAACCCCAGUAAGAGGAAAGUUUGAAAAAUACGCACCCCUUAAUACACCCAGAUCCCAAAUUUGGAAGGAGGUGGCUUCUACCGAGAUGAAGAAAGUUGAUGGACCUCGGCCGUUAUUGAAUCAAGCCGGGCUAGAUCAAUCUCAAUACUGUGUAUUUCAUGAUGGACUGGGGCACACAACUGAUGAAUGA
Molecule: messenger RNA, 687 nt
Organism: Gastrolobium bilobum
Lineage: Eukaryota; Viridiplantae; Streptophyta; Magnoliopsida; Fabales; Fabaceae
Exons: 2
Coding region: 1-687 (228 amino acids)
Source: RefSeq, a predicted model, not a curated record